Molecule: messenger RNA, 4098 nt
Organism: Passer montanus (Eurasian tree sparrow)
Lineage: Eukaryota; Metazoa; Chordata; Aves; Passeriformes; Passeridae
Exons: 2
Coding region: 947-1858 (303 amino acids)
Source: RefSeq, a predicted model, not a curated record
GGGCUCGGGGUGGGGAGGGAACGGGGGGCUCGGGGGGUCGCGGUGCGCCCGGCAGUGCGCGGCUCGGGGUGCCCCGCACACAGGGGGUGCGUGUCUCGGUAGCGGGGUGCGGGACCGAGCCCCCAGCCCGCUCCCCUCGGCGAGGCGGCCGCGACCCCGCCCCGCUGCCCCGGGGCAUCGCCCCUCGCCCCGGCCCGCCCGCAUCCCGGGCCCGGCGGCUGCCAUGGCAACGCAGGGGACCGCGGUUUCCCUCAUCCCGCCGUUGCCUGGUUACCAGCCCCCCGCGCUGGGGAGUAUGCCCCGGCGGACCCCACCCGAGACCCCCGCGGGGAGAGCACGGGCGGUGCUCGGCAGGCUGGCAGGGCUGUGCGGAGCGGGGGGAUCCCGGGGAGCCGGGGGGAUCCGGGGGAGCCGGGGGGAUCCCAGGGAACCGGGGGGAUCCCGCUCUCGCAGCCCUUGGCAGCGCUCGGGCUCCUGUUGUGCAAUGUUGUAGUAACACCGCGCGUCAACAGGCGAGCGCCUCAUCCUCAAGGCGUACGGAGGAAGGGAAGAGCGUGUCUCUCUCUCAGGGUGUGGAAUUAAUGCUUCCAAAGAAGCGGGUUUUGGAGUCCAUGUGGUGGAACUUGGAUCUUGCAGGGAUGUUUCUGUGGGAGGGGAAGUGACAGGUGGUUUGUGUGGAUGUGAACAAGCAGCGUGAAGGAGCAGCCUCUCGGGGAAAGCCGUGUGUGGAUUAGAAGGGAGCACCCAUUUUGGCAAGCCCGCAGCUCUCCAAGAUGCUGGUGGGGAUUUUCAGUCCUGCUGGGUGGUUUUGCUCCCAGCUUGAAACAAAGACAAACCCAGAGAAUCCCUGCUCAUGCACAACUGGACCGUGGUUCCUGGGUGGAGUGAAGUGGAGAGCUGCCAGCAUGAAGUGCCAUGGCUGCCAAGGCAGGCCACCUGUUAGAGCAUGUUUGGAACCUGCUGGAGGAUAUCCUGUGAGCCUACACCUUCCUCCCAUCAGCCUCGUGGCUCGCGCUCACCUGGAAAUUUUAUCUGCUUUGUCUCAACCUUCUCAUUCAGCCUCUCCCCCGUGUUUGCCUUGCAGGAUGUCUGUGUGUUUGCAAGGUGUAACAGGGCUGCUGAGCUCUGCAGCUGUUGUGUCCCCGAGCAUGGAGAGGGCACCGUUGGCACUGGCAGCGUGGAGGUGUCCUGUCCUGUCCUGUCCUGUCCUGGACUUCUCAGGGCUGUGCCAGCUGCCAUCACUGUGUUGGGGACAGCAGCCGUGCUGCUGGGCGCUGCUGCCUGCCCCGUGCUCGCGGUGGUCGUGGCUGAUGGUGACAGCAGAGGAGAGGAGGGAGAAAAUGUCCGCUCUGAUGUGCUGCAGAGCAGGCUCUGCUGUGCAGCCCAGCACGCUCAGGAGCCUCAAACAGCUCCUUGCACGCUGCUCUGCCAGGGUGUCCGGGUGGUCUGGGGCACUCUCACCACCAGGAUCCUCCAGGAACCCCUCCUUUGCCUCACCUGUGGGAUUCUCGUGUGUGAUGCCCCUGCAGAGCCGGGCUCAUUCAGCUGCUGUGUGGCCAAACGAGAGCGUGGUGGGUCCAGGCAGGUGCACAGUCGGGUUUACAGCCCUUGGUUAUCUGUUAAUCAAACAAGGAUGGCUCAGGAGCAGCAGACUCCUGUCCGAGGUGAUGUUUUGUACCUGCUGGAGCCCAGGCUGGGUUCCCUGGCCAGGCAGGGUUUGCUCUGGAGGUUUGCCCCACUGAAGGACUGGCCUCGCUGCCUCACUGGGGUGUCACCAGGGGCUGGAGAAUGUGCUGAGCCACACAUGGCCAGGCAGUCUUGGCUGAGGCUCCUCAAUUGUCUAGGGUCAGUUCCAUGAGGCUGGAAGAAGCCCUGCAGGAGGCAAGGGGAGUUCUUGGGCACAGGUGAGGGAUGGUGCACUCAGAGACUCCCCAAGCCAGCAGAAGAGACGAUGAGACUGCAGCAAAGCGUGUCUCCCAUCCAGCCAGCCUCUGAAUCAGCACCGGAUUUGGGAAGGGCCAUCCAGACCAGAAUGGCGAGGGCUGGAAAUCUCUCCUCUCUCAUUUAGAAGCACGAGGCACAACAACAGGCACAUUAAUAGCCAGAUUGAUGCUGACGUGAAAUGGCAGAAGAGCACAUCUAUGCAGAGCUGGAAAUGUCCAUUCACACAUGCACGCUCUCAAACGCCCCGGGCAGCGGAGCGCUGCUGUCACGGUCUGGGGGGCUUUGCAAAGAAACCAGAGAUUUUAACUAGGUCUGAUCUUCGGGAGAUGCCCCGAGGACUCCUGACGGAAGGCGAAGGCUGCCCGGAAUUGCGCUGUGAUGGCUGAGACCUGACAGGGCAGAGCAAUGCAAAACAAUGGAAAGGAAAAGGGGACUUGGAGAUCCAGCGGCGCUACAGAUUCACCUGCCUUGCUCUGGCAGGGUUUGCUGAGCCAGGCAGGAGGGACUGGGUCUGCCUGCCCGGAUUUGCCUGCUCCUCUCCCUCACCCGGGCUCCAUGCACGCACACACACACCAAGAGGGUGGGAAUGGGCAAGGAGGGAUCAUCCAGGAGGAAGAGGCUGAGGAGGAGCCGUGGCUGGGCUCGGCACGGGGGGAGUGCUGGCUGUGCGCGUGGCAGGGCGGCGGCAGGGCCGUGAAUCAUCCGUGGGUGUGGGUGGCUCCCAGCUCCUGCUGCCAGGCUGGCACCCUGCCCGUCACCCGGCCUUGUGGGUGUCACCGCCGGCUGCUCUGGGCAGCGAGAACUGACCCUCACCGUGGGGCAGCUCCAGCCCUGGCUGGGUUAAUCCCCCAGCCCACUCUCAUCCGCAUCCUCCCAGAGAACAGCAAAAACUCCGCGUGCUUCCUCGCUCGGUGUGGCUGCUUCCUGCCCCCUGAGCCUCUCACAAAUCCCUGCUGCCUCCUCCAACCACCGGCUCUGCUGUGGGGGUAGGGAUGGUGGGAAGAGGUCUGGUAUCCCUCAGAAAGCAGCAGGUUGAGCUGGGAUGGGAGGGAAGGCGAGUCCUGGACGCUGCUGCUGCUGCCCCGCCUCUCUCCGUGUUCCACCGGAUCUCGCAGUUUUAACAGGAAACCCCCAUGUUUUGGUUGAGUCACAGGCAUUGCACUGCCCGUGGUGACUCCAAACUUUGUGUCACCAAUGGGGAGAAAACAAGGAAAGAUCUGGGCCGUGGGACGUGGCAGCUGCUGUUUUCCUCUCCUUUCCUGUGCCAAGGCGCAGCUGGAGUCAGCAGGAGGGAAGGCAGGAGCGGGGAGAGCGGCAAACCCGCGGCAGUGCUCGCUCUUCUCACUUUAUUUCAGCUUCAGGAAGAAGUGGGUGGGCCAGCUUGGAGCAACCCAAAAAACCUGUGGCUCUUUGCAAGGCAUAUGCUCCCUUGGAGGAGAGCUGCGCUCGUCUGCGCGGCGGAGCGCCGUGUUUGCCUUCGGAGCAGGGACACUGCCAGCCCUGGCGGUUCACUCGUGCAGAGAUAAGUGUGUGAAUUCUAGGAACUGAGAUGGAAAAACAAAGAGCAUAUGUGUGCUGCGAGCUUGGCUCGGCCCAGCAGCGAACUCCGCCGCGCUACGUGCGAGAAGCCAAACGCUGAGCAAGGGGGUGUGAGGGGCUGGGCAGGGCCCAGUGCCACGUGGAGGGGCUCAGGGCAGGAAAUAACGCAAAAUUCCCGGAGUGUGUUCUUCAGGGAGUGAUCCAGCAGCAGGCAAAUAGCAGCAAAACAGUAAAAAUCUGAUGAAUGAUUUGUUUGAGGAAUAUGGGAGCCAAUUAACAUUGCCAAUUAAUAUCGAUCACAGCACCAGACCGUGAGCUGGGUCACAGCCCCUGUGCACACACAGAGCCCUCCGAGGGGUAAAAUGACUGAUUUUGCAGCUUCCAACGUGAAAGAAAGGACAUGUGCAGCUCGAAGUGACUGUGUCACCAGCUGUGGCUUCUUUGUGUGUGUUUCUAAGACCUGGUAAUUACCCAAAAUGUGCAUCUCAGCAAACGAGGGGGUUUGUCUGGGAGCGCUCCCGUGCAGCCCCGUGCUGCACAAUGGCCCAGCAGCUGCAGCAGAGGAGGAUAAAACCCUCCAGUGUUCGGGUAAACACUUCGCCUUGGGAAUGGCAA